This is a messenger RNA of Erigeron canadensis, 1417 nucleotides long. Its product is annotated as probable methionine--tRNA ligase. The transcript is spliced from 12 exons. NCBI's taxonomy places the organism in Eukaryota, Viridiplantae, Streptophyta, Magnoliopsida, Asterales, Asteraceae. The coding region runs from base 120 to 1292 and encodes 390 amino acids. The record is from RefSeq and is a predicted model, not a curated record. Gene Ontology annotation, molecular function: tRNA binding.
UGCCCAUGCAAGUGAAAGUCAGAACAAGCCCAGGCCCGUAAAUUAAACCGAGCCCUAAGCUUCCCCAAAGAAGAAGCUGACUAGCUAAAGAAACGCAGGUGAAUCACAGCAAGCAAACAAUGGCGUCUGGCAACGAAAGCGUGGCUUUGGAGAGAAAACGGACAAUCGUAUCCGCUCUCUGUAAAUCCAAAUCUCUUGAUGCUAAAAAGUUUUUGGAUGAUGCCGAGAAUGAUCUCAAAAGCUUGAGUGUUAACAUCAUCAAGGCUGCUUAUGAGAACAAUGAGGAGUUCAAUAAAUGGGUGAAGUUUGCAGAGAAUUUCCCAUCAGAUUCCGAGGGAUGUUCCAAGGGUCUAAGCCAGUUAAAUGAAUACUUGUGUGAGGUAGCUGUUCUAGUGGGUGGUGGAUACACGCCUACUGAUGCUGAUCUAAUCGUUUUUUCAACUGUUCAUCCAUAUGUGAUCCGUCUUUUGAAGUCAGACAAGGAUAAUUUGCCACAUCUAUUUAGAUGGAUGGAUUACAUCCAGAGUAUCCAUGACUUAGGAGGGCUAUUUGAACGGAUUGUAUUAGAGAAGUCCCCCUUUGAGCUUCCUCCUUUGCUGACAUUAAAGGUGGAAACAAACCCAAGUACGAAAAAGUUAGAGACAGAUGCGAAAAAGUCUGCUCCAAACGGGAAGGCAUCUCCAGAAGCUGACACGGAGAAAAAAUCUGACGUGUCCAAGAAAAAAGCUGCUGGGAUAACAGAAGCUGCCACAGAGAAGAAGCAAGUGCCUGAAAAGGUAGCUGAUGAUAAAGACAACGAAUUAAGUGUCACUUUAUUAAAAAUACAGGUGGGACUCAUUCGUAAAGCAUCGAAACAUCCAUCAGCCGACAGUUUGCUGGUUGAGGAGAUCGAUGUUGGGGAGGGUAAAUGUCGGCAGGUAGUCAGUGGUUUGGCAAAGUUUUGCAGUCCAGAUGAGUUAACGAACCGCCUUGUGGCAUUAAUUACAAAUGUGAAGCCUGGAAAGCUAAGAGAUGUUGUUUCAGAAGGACUGGUCCUAUGUGCUUCAAAUGCGGAUCAUACAGCUGUACAGCCUUUGAUCGUUCCGCAAGGGGCCAAAAUUGGUGAAUGUGUUACAUUUUCUGGGCAUGAAGGGAAACCAGAAGCCGUUUUGAAUCCCAAGAAGAAACAACUUGACAAGAUAACACCGAAUCUUUUCACUGAUGACAAAGGUGUGGCCACAUUCAAGGGAAUCCCAUUUAUGACUUCUGCUGGGCCAUGCACAUCUACCAUACCUAAUGGCAGUGUCAAAUGAGGGGAUGAUGGUGGUGUUUACAUUGUCGUAUGCUCAAUAUCAAACGAGGAUUAUGAUGAUCAUGGUCUUAGACGUGUUUGUAAUUGGUACUUUUUUUUCAUAUCAAGCAGACUUUUGUUUUUUAA